UUUCUUCUCGCGCCGCAGUCCUUUAUAUUCUAAAACCCCGACCAAGGAUCCUCUGUGCUGUAUUGUUCUAAAACCCUAGCGCCGCAAACUUUUCUCCCUCGCUCGCUCGUUCUCUCUCGUUAUCUUGUUGGUGACAGAAAUGAGACCUCCUCGAGGCCGCGGUGGUGGUGGUGGAUUUAGGGGCAGGGGUGAUGGAGGAAGGGGUGGUAGAGGUAGAGGCGGUGGUGGAGGUAGAGGUGGUGGUGGAGGCAGAGGUAUGGCAAGCCGUGGUGGUGGUCGCGGAGGUGGAAGAGGUCGCGGUGGAGGAAGAGGCGGUGGUAUGAAAGGUGGAAGCAAAGUUGUGAUUGAACCUCACAGACAUGAAGGCAUUUUCAUAGCCAAGGGCAAGGAAGAUGCUCUUGUCACUAAGAAUAUGGUCAGUGGUGAAUCAGUCUACAAUGAGAAGAGGAUAUCCGUACAGAAUGAAGAUGGAACUAAAGUUGAAUACAGAGUUUGGAACCCAUUCAGGUCCAAGUUGGCAGCUGCAGUUCUUGGUGGUGUUGAUGACAUAUGGAUUAAACCUGGUGCUCGAGUGUUGUAUCUUGGUGCCGCUUCAGGAACAACAGUAUCGCAUGUCUCAGAUGUUGUUGGGCCUACUGGUAUAGUGUAUGCCGUGGAAUUCUCUCACAGAAGUGGUAGAGAUUUGGUCAACAUGGCGAAGAAGCGCACAAAUGUUAUACCCAUCAUUGAAGAUGCCAGACACCCUGCAAAAUACCGAAUGUUGGUUGGCAUGGUGGAUGUGAUAUUUUCAGAUGUUGCUCAGCCGGAUCAGGCUAGAAUUUUGGCACUUAAUGCAUCGUAUUUUCUCAAAGCCGGUGGCCAUUUUGUUAUAUCAAUCAAGGCCAACUGUAUCGACUCAACCGUUCCAGCAGAGGCAGUGUUUGCAAGUGAGGUGAAUAAGCUAAAAGCAGAUCAGUUCAAACCCACCGAGCAAGUUACUCUCGAACCAUUCGAGCGAGAUCAUGCUUGUGUUGUCGGUAUCUAUCGGGCACCAAAGAAACAGAAGCCCGCUGCGUAGUUUAUCAUUGUUUCUUAUUACUACUUUGUAGUUUAUCACUGGAGGCUCUGUUUUUGAUAACUUGGGUGAUCAAUGUCGGACAUAAUGUAGCUUUGUUUUUGCUCUCUCUUGUUUCUUCUGUUCGAAGUAAUGUAAUUUUAUUUGAUGAGUUAUGAGUUUACUCUUGUUUAAUUGUUGUUGAAGCAUAUACUCUUGGGUUGGUUAAAGGUGGAAUUUCAUUCAUUAGAUUGAAAAGAUGGCUAA
Momordica charantia (bitter melon) is the source of this 1300-nucleotide messenger RNA. Its product is annotated as rRNA 2'-O-methyltransferase fibrillarin 1. Lineage: Eukaryota; Viridiplantae; Streptophyta; Magnoliopsida; Cucurbitales; Cucurbitaceae. Gene Ontology annotation, cellular component: small-subunit processome; nucleolus; box C/D methylation guide snoRNP complex. Gene Ontology annotation, molecular function: rRNA methyltransferase activity; RNA binding; histone H2AQ104 methyltransferase activity. Gene Ontology annotation, biological process: box C/D sno(s)RNA 3'-end processing; rRNA methylation. The record is from RefSeq and is a predicted model, not a curated record.